Molecule: messenger RNA, 14327 nt
Organism: Podarcis lilfordi (Lilford's wall lizard)
Lineage: Eukaryota; Metazoa; Chordata; Lepidosauria; Squamata; Lacertidae
Source: the annotation of a GenBank genome assembly
AUGGUCAUGGUUAUAGCUAAGGCCCAUAAUCUCCUGGACACCAUUAUCCAUGCAUCAUCAGCACGGUUUAUAAAGCUUGCAGCUAUUCGUCUGAGUCCCUUUAAAGCGCUUUUAAAUAGCUGGAGGUAAUACAAUCUCCCUGGCUUAGAGCCUGAUCAUUUUUCUCUGCAACCUGUGCUUUGUAUAAUGUUGUGCGCAGUUUAUGAUGGUCUGCCGUGGGUUUGGACAUGCACCAUCACCUUACGGCAUCUGUUGUUUAACUCUGCUCAAAGGGGGCUUCCCGGCAGUUAGUUCCAUUUGUGCAGGUCACUUUAGGCACAGCAUGGGAAGAAUGGGCGCAAACUGGAGCAAGGUAGCUGGAGUGGUAGUCAGCUGUGCUGUUUCAGAACUGUGCAUACCUCUGCUUCCGUAGUCACUGCCUUUGAUCUAAACUGCAGUGUAUGUACAGUCUGAAACUCUCAGUGCUGUGAAACCACUGGAAGAAGGAGCUUCAUAUUUCACUCAACUUCUACUUGCACAGAAGUAUUUAAAAAAAAGAAGAAGCUCUUAUUAAAAUGGAAUCAAACUUUACCUGGAGCAUGAGCCAUGGUUGCCAUCAAUUCUGAAAUUCAAAGGCUAGGCUGACUUUCAAACGAUCUGCCCUACAUUCACCUUGCUUUUAAGUUUCUCCAUGCUAAUUUCAGGGAAAGCUGCCCCUCAAGGAUGUAAUCUCCUAAUAUUUCAUAUUAAGACUUCAUUUUGAGCAUCCUUAGCAUACUGCAUAGCAGUUUCAUACCACUGGAAGCCGAACAUAAUAAUACUGGUAAGAUGAUUUUGCCUCCUGGACAAAUGGAGAGUGAUCGCUUGCCCUCCAGAGAUUUUCUACUAAGGAUGUUUGCUUUGUAUGUGUGGAAUACAAUACUAUGACGUUGACUUGGAACCAAGCUGACUCCAGCAAACCUUUGUAAAAUAAUAAUAAUAAUAAUUUUAUUCAUAAAGCUUUCCUCCUCAGUUUGCCCCCAAAGCAUAUGUCAUGUUUUAAAGGUGCAUCGGUCUUCUAUUUUGUUCCUUUGUUUGUACUUGGCAAAGUGACACUUUCUCUUAUGUGAAAUUCCUCAUUCCCUUAGAUCAGUGUCUCCCAACCAGGGGACAUAUGGUCCCGGGGGGGGCAGGAUAUUCCAAGGGGGCCACAGGUGAAAAAUGUGGAAAUAGGGGGCCAUAGCAAGAGGUUAGGGGGCUACAGAGGGAAGUGAGAAGUGAGGAAGAAAAAAGUACAGUGGUACCUCGGGUUAAGUACUUAAUUCGUUCUGGAGGUCCGUUCUUAACCUGAAACUGUUCUUAACCUGAAGCACCACUUUAGCUAAUGGGGCCUCCUGCUGCCGCCAUGCCGCCGGAGCACGAUUUCUGUUCUCAUCCUGAAGCAAUGUUCUUAACCUGAGGUACUAUUUCUGGGUUAGCGGAGUCUGUAACCUGAAGCAUAUGUAACAUGAAGCGUAUGUAACCCGAAGUACCACUGUAUUAUUAUUAUUUUAUUUAAAAAUCCUGAUUCGCUGGCUAUCUGCUUGGCCAAUCACAAGCGGGUAAGGGGACGGCCCACUAGGGCCUAAUGCUCCUUUUUGCCACGUCCAUUUUCUUGGAGCAGUCCUGGUUUGUUUCUAGCAGGUGGGGGCGAUCACUGAGGUUCUGGCUUUGACCAGCAGAGCCUGUGAUCCAGAACACUCAGUUCAGGUAAGUGUGGUGUUAGGCAAGCAAUGGGUAGGGCUGGGUGAGCCAGAGCUGUUUAUUGCUGCCACCAGUGCUGGGCCUGGUGGCAGUCUGAGCUUGGCUCUGCAAGGCGCAGGGUGAAAUCCACCCCAGCUAGGGUUACCAUACGUCCGAUUUUUCCUGGACAUGUUAAAUGACAAAAAUAGCAUCUGGGGGGAGUUUUUUAAAAAGGCUGACUUGCAUCUAGUAAAUAGCUGUCUAAGAAGAAAGCAGCACUGAGUGCAGUGGGCUUACUCCCAGGUAAGGGUGUGUGGGACUAUAGUGUUUCACCUAGGCAGCCAGAGCUCCUCCAGAAGACAAUAGCUUUUUGCACCUGGUCAGUGAGGAUCACUGGCUUUUUAAAAUUCUCUUAUAUAUACAAAACUCCAUAUGCGCCUUUUGGACUGUAGCUAAUGGUUUCCCUCUCUUUGUCAAAUAACUGGGGUCAAAUAUGUGUUGCUUGCUUUUUAUAAUACAUGGAAGAUGGAUCUCCCUUGGAAGGUCCAGGACUCUCCUUCCUUGGAGGUUUCUAAGCAGAGGUUGAAUGGCCAUCUGUCAUGGGGAUUGCACUAGAAAGAUGAUCCUUGGGCUCUUCCAGCUCUAUGAUUCUUUGUUUUUCCUGCUUCAACAGUAUUUCAUUAUGUUCCUAUCAUUUUAUGCAAUUGUAUUUUGUAUAAAUUAUAAAAGUUAUUAAUAAAAUAUGUUCUAUUUACAAACAAAACAUUUAAAUAGCUACCUUUCUACUGGAAUAAUGGGUGUGUGUGGCAUGGACACAGCCGGGAUUUUUGUUAGGGGGAAGACUUUUGUUGGGGGAGCAGAACUUCAGAUUUGUAUUGAUUUGUAUUGGUUUUUACUUAUUUGGGGGGCAGCUGCCCCCUGGCCCCCUCCCUUGGCUAUGCCCAUGGGGGGGCAAAAGAAGGAAACAAGGUCAUAAGGGAGCCACAGUCAGGAAAAGGUUGGGAAACGUUGCCUUAGAUCACAAACAAAGGGCUCAUCCGAACUUCCUUUUGUGCCACAUUUCUAGGCACAAGUCUGUGUUUGCCCCAUGAAAACUCGCUCUUUACUGCUGAAUCAGAGCAAACGGCAAUGUGCAGGGAACACAAAUUGCCAUUUGUUCCGAUUCUGCAUUAAAGAGCAGAUUUUCCUGGGGAAAGCGGAGGGGCAAACAAAGAAAAAGUGUUUGGACACAGAGCUUGAAAGGGCAGACCUGCGCCUAGAAAGUGUGGGCCAAAAAGUAAAUGUGGAUGGGUCCUGAGAGCCUUCUCUGCAUUUUUCAUAUUGCUACUAUUGGCAAUAUAUCAUGGGACCUUUAACAAGUGGAGCACAGUCAUACCUUGGAUCCCGAACUCCUUGCAGUCGAAUGUUUUGGCUCCCAAACGCCGCAAACCCACAAGUGAGUAUUCCGCUUUGCGAACGUUCUUUGGAACCCGAAUGUCUGACCCGGCUUCCACGGCUUCUGAUUCACUGCAGGAGCUUCCUACAGCCAAUCGGAAGCCGCACCUUGGUUUCCAAACAUUUUGGAAGUUGAAUGGACUUCCGGAACGGAUUCCAUUCAACUUCCGAGGUACCACUGUACUGCAAAAUAAGUUUCCUAAUAAAUUAUUCCAAAUAUUUUAUUAAGAAAGCAUUUUUUUUUUAAAUGGCCCAAAGUACUUCACAUGUAUUUCCCUUGAUAAUCAUGACAAUUUCCCUGUAAUUUAGGGCAGUAUUAUCUCCCUGCAUUAGAUCAAAGAUGGACGGGGGGUGGAGGUUGGUUGAGAAAUAGGGGAUUGCUUAAGAUGAGUUCACAUCUGAGGGGACAUUUGAACUGGAUCUUUUCCACUCCAUCACUCCAUUCUAUAACGCUAUGCUGCUCUCUGUGCAUGAUUUUAUGAUCAUUUAAUUUUAAUUCACUAGCAGUACUUACUGGCAAUAGUAUUCAUGUUAGCAAUGAACAUUACACUUGCAAAUGAUGUGUACAAAAAUAUGUACAUACCUUUGGGGGGCCUCACAGCAUCACACAACAUACAGGUGAAGAUGGUAGGUUUUUAUUUUUAUGGGAUUCUUGAAUGAAGUGCCAGGACUUGACUGGAGCCUCAAAUGACCUCCUUGUCCAUUUUACCUUCUCCAGUCCCUGUGGAUCUAUUCACCAAGACAACUGUGUUGCAAAGUAACAAAUUUUGUUGAAUGCACUCACACAGCUUCACACAAACAAAUAAAAGACAAUGCAAAAUAAAAGUGUCAUACAUUUCCAGAGAUGUGGUGUUUUGCUGGUAGAGGUGUUACCCAUCAGUUUCUCCAACAAGACUCCAAAUCAAGGGGUCACCCUGAGCUUAAUCCUCCACCCCUCUAAAUAUAUGUUCCAUACAUCAUUACCAUAUAUGUAUUCCAUACAUAGUAAUGAUGGACUUGCCAGUACUUAACUGCUCCUCCAAAUCUCCCCCUUUUCGUAUCACAUUGUAUGUGUGCCGUGCACAAAGUACCCAGUCAACUGAGCCCUAAUUCUCACUUCCCUUGUUCUGCUUGUCCCAGACAACAACAUAUUAUCUGAUAUUGAGCUCCAGCACAGUACACAUCAAAUUCCCAUUUGGUUCUGGCUCUCCGUCUCUACCCUAGACAUCCUUCAACAAAUCCUGAGCCAAAUACAUUUCCACCUGAAAGCCUGUGUUCAUCAACUUUCUAUUUAAGAAUCAUGCCCAAGAAUUUUCCUGCGUGUUGGGACAAGAGUUAACUUCUUCCUUUCUGUGAGCGUCCAGCUAUUUAUGUCUGUUUCAGUCUUUGUGAUCUCUGUGUCCAUCCUUUUUCUUCCUAUAGCUCAUCACGGUAAGGUUGUUGCAUACAUAUCUGUGUACAUGUAUGUGCGUGCUAUUUUAGUCCCACAACAGGUAAAGGUAAAGGGACCCCUGACCAUUAGGUCCAGUCGUGGUUGACUCUGGGGUUGCGGUGCUCAUCUCGCUUUACUGGCCGAGGGAGCUGGCGUACAGCUUCCGGGUCAUGUGGCCAGCAUGACUAAGCCGCUUCUGGCAAACCAGAGCAGCACACGGAAACGCCGUUUACCUUCCCACCAGAGCGGUACCUAUUUAUCUACUUGCACUUUGAUGUGCUUUUGAACUGCUAGGUGGGCAGGAGCUGGGACCGAGCAACGGGAGCUCACCCCGUCGCAGGGAUUCGAACCGCCGACCUUCUGAUCGGCAAGUCCUAGGCUCUGUGGUUUAACCCACAGUGCCACCCACGUCCCCCCACAACAGGUAGAGGCUGCAUAUUUUUUAAAGGGCAGGAGUGAACUCUUAGCUCCCAUUCAUGAGCAAUUACUCAUAUAUCUGCUCUUGCUGACAACUUCCCAACAACUUCUGCGUAGAAUGAGGUUUCUGACAUUUUCAUUCUGUUAUUGAAGCUCCUUCAAUACCUGCUUUUUAUAAUAUUCCCUCUCAUCUAGGGUUUUAUACUUGAGUCCACGGAGGUUCAGAACUUUUUUCUGACAUCUCCUGUUUAAUACCCAAGAAGCCAGAACACUCAGGAGACCAUGCUUUCAUGCUCUGUAGUCACAUCGAGAUCAAGUGAAUUUUUACCUUUAUGUUCCAUCAGUGUUACAUAUUCUAACCUGAUUCAGGGCAGGAGGAGGAAAUGUAAUCCAUUAAUUCAGACUCAUGAACAGGCGCUCAGCUCUCCCUUUCCAGCCUUUUCUAUAUCUGGCACUGAUAAGAGCACUUUGAUUCAAGUAGGCUUGGCUUGGUGUCUCAGGGCCAGGCAGAGGCCAUGGGUAGCUUUAUGAGGAAUCAAACCUUUAGCAGGGGUGGGCAAAAGGCAGACUGAGAUCUGUUGGUAGAUCUCACUUGUUUCGCAAAGAGUUUGUGACCCCCUAUUAAUAGCAACAAUUAGAAUAUGCUUCCCCACCCCCAGACCCUCCAAGUGUCAUUUUCCACGGAUGCCCCUGAUUUAGAGAAGCCAUCUCGGUUUCUGACUUGAUCCCAGAAUGUCCUGCUUUUCCUUAGGAUGUCCCUAUUUUCAUUGGAGAAAUGUUGGAGAAAUGGAAAUGGAGUUAUCCGACCCCCAAGCCGUCUGAAGGCAAUCCUGUAUAGGGAAGUUUUUAAAAAAAUGUUUAAUGGUUUGUUAUGUUUAUAUAUAUAUAUAUGUUGGAAGCCACCCAGAGUGCUGGGGCAACCCAAUAAGAUGUGUGGGGUAUAAAUAGUAAAAUUAUCAUUAUGGAAUGGGAUGUCCCUAUUUUCAUCAGAGAAAUGUUGGAGGAUAUGCUCCCCCACACUUAAAUUAGGCUCCUGAAAAUAAUUAGGCCCCAUGAAAAUGGGGAGUGUAUUUUUGUGCAUGUAAAAUGACUUAUCUGGUACUGAUCACAAAUUUCUGGGCUUACAUGUGCCCAGAGAUACCCUUUUCCUUAAUUCCUCCCCAGCUGAGCCGUUGUUUUACAGCUGAUUCUAGGGACCCUGUUCACACCUGACACAGAGUGUGUGUAACCCACAGCCCCCAGUGCCCUUUGCUGGAGACUGGAGUGUAAUAGAAUAAAGGAGUCUGCUCCGUUGGUCAGGUGAGGGCAGAAGGCCAGGCUUCUAGUUAAGGAUGUAAGAAGGCAUCAUUUUCUGCUCCACCACACAUUCAUCACAUGCAGCACUGUUUCCAUUUCACUGCAACUCGUGUUCUUCUAAAAACUAUGCUUAUGUGUUCCAAAAUUACAUCACUUACAUAAGUUACAUAAAUGAUGUACUUUGUCAUUACACGAUCUCUAUUCAUUUCAAUGCAACAGCAAUGUGAUACAAAUCGAGAGGAAAAAAUGUAAUCGAUUGCAUAUGAAAGAAGCAACAACAAUGAAUACCAAUCAUAUCCACAAAUUGAUUUCCAUUCCAUACAUGGGAUGAAUAAGUGAACAUUGGCAAUUUCCACUCCAGUUUCCAUUGAAGUUUCCCAACACCCCUUCUCCUAGUACUAUUUAUAGAAGCCCUGGCCAAUCCAGAGCUUUCAUAUCACCUGCCCAUCACAGGGAGCGGAUGUGAUCUUCUUUUCUGUGCCUUAGAGCCCACAGCCCUGGAUAAAUUACUAGGCUAUGUUCCAGAUUAUGAGGUUCCCUUUUCAACAAGUCCCAGGUCUCCUGGCAAACAGCUUAAUCUGCAAUAUGAUCGUAUUGAUUUGCAAACUAGAAAGCUGUGUGCUUACAUAAAAAUUUGAUUUCCCCUGGAAGUGUUAAGAGCAACUCUGGCAUACAGUAGACGGCUAAGGAAGCUGUGGAAUCACCUACCUAAAGCUUGGUAAAGGAGAACAACUGUGUACCUGCCAUGGAUACCCCCAGAGUUUCCUUUUUUUUAUUUCUGUGCUCAUAAAGAGCUUUCUGGAGGGCAGAAGUAUUUCCAAAAAAAAAAAAAAAGCCUCUUAAAAAAAAGGUCUUGUUUGCUGUAAUUGGGUUGUAUCAAACUAAGUUCUGCUUAGAGUGUCUGCUCUGAAGAUAAUGAAUCUAAGUUAGUCAUGCCCACUAAUUUCAGUGGGUCUACUUUGAGUAUACUAGCAUUAGAUAUCACCCAUUGUUUUCCCUAUCUUCUGCUGUUUGAUACCAGUAUUUUUUGUUAGGGUUUCUUUCACCUUCCUAGAGUGAUAUCAACCUCUCAGAGAUUACAUACUGAACUAAUGUCAUCAAGGCACUACACUGUCAAUCUGACUGAGCUCUAUGAUGGCAUCACUAGGUUGUAUGGAGUGUUAGGGAAGAAGCAGUAUCUCUGGCGGGGGACAUGCCAUGCUCCUUCUGGGGUACAAGGAAGUAGACCAGGCUGUCAGGAAGGUCCCAGCCUGUGAACACAUGUUCCUGCUGGGAGAUGUCAAUGUCAGCAUUGGGGAUGAAUUCCAAACAAAGAUGUGCUCUCUCAUUCUCAGCAUGCUUGUACCUCUGUCUCAGUGACAUCUAUGCAGGCUUGGUCAUGCCCACAGAAUGAAAGACAGCAGGAUUCCCAAGUAUGUGCUCUACAGGGAGCUGGCUUAAGGUACCAGGCCAUUGGCAGGCAAACUCUGCAUUACAAAUAUGUCAGCAAACAUGACAUGAAGGCUGGCAACAUUAACCUCACUAUGUGGGAUUCCCUUGCAAAUGACCUCAGUGCCUGGAGGCAACUGGUCAAGUCAUCUGUCCCCGGCAUUGACCAGAGGAGGAAUGACCACUGGGAGGAUAGCAGAAAGAAGAAAGGCCUGCAUCAGCACAACCGGACACCUUCAUCUGCCCCAGCUGCAACGAAACAUGUCUCUCCUGUAUCGGCUUCUACAGCCACAGCAGACACUGUAACUCUGCAAUGGUUUGACUUCACUCCCCAAAGGUAAACUCUUGCCGAGACCAUUUCCCAAGACAGAAGGGUACCAACUGAGGACAAAAAAAGCCAACUGAGAAUGUAAGCAAUUCUUCUUGUAUCAGCCACAUGGGUGAUCCCAGCCAACUGAAUCAAUGAUUCCCCUCACUCUGCAUGGAUGAGCACCUUUUUCCUCUUUCAGUGCCACUUCCCCAAAGGAAUCCAUGAAAAUGUUCAUGAAAACCAGUUCCCAUUUUGGCUCUUCCCCAGCACACUAUGCUGUCCAGGAUGGAUUUUUAGUGAAUCCUGCCAUAGUGCAGGAGACCAGAUGUAGGAGACUCUGGAUAAUAAAUCAAUAAUGCUUUCUUUGCUGUAGGAACAGAGUUCAUUAUUGAUGGGAAAGAAAGGGGAAAGUAAUAUGCACUUCAUUUUUUAAAAGGAAACAAAACUAAAGGUUUGUAAAACAAUUGCCCUUGGGAUUUCAGUUAUUCUAGCCCGUAUUCUAGUACAGCUUGGGGGCAACCUGUCAGUUUUGUGCAAGUAUAUUUCAUCUAAAACAAAUGCUAUGACAGUCACAGAGGCCACAAAGAAAACCCCUGGACUACCAAAGUGUAAAUGAGCAAUCUCCAUUAUGAAAAGGGCAGCAGAGAUCUGGGGAAUGCUUUCGUUGACCUAUUUUGAUGGGAACUUUGCUGAUAAAUGCACACAAUACAGGUUAGAGAGGAAUCCAAUUAUAAAGCGAUUAAGAAAGCACAGCCUGUCAACUUCCUUGAUUGGCUGAAUGUGUGUAACCUUCUCUUAUUAACAGGAGGUGUCAUGCAUACAAUGCACCUGGCACAAAGAAGAAUGCAGGAUCCAUAUGGAUGCACCAUUUGCAUACAAAGCUGCAACAGUCCAUUUUGAAUAUGCCUCACUUUACCAUCGUCAAAGCUGUACAAGGGUCAUGUCUAAGGCUCCAAGUUCCGUAGAUGAUGGAAUUUAGCCGGUUAGGAAAACACUAAUGAAAGAAACAGAAGAACCAUUUUGUAAAUAUUGGAUGAAAGGUUUCUGCUAAUGGUCUUUAUAACCCUUCAUUUUAUCAAAAGUUGUGUCCAUCGUUAUGCCAAAUUAAUCUGGAACAGCAUUUUAGUUGAAUAAAAGUUUGCUACGUAUUUAUCGUUCUGACCAAUGAGGUCAAUUAAAUAUGUGGCAAAAUAUUGUGACUCCUUAAAGACUGACAUACAUACAUGCUGCAAUGUAUUAUUAAUAUUAGCUUUAUACAGUGGUAUCUCGGGUUAAGAACUUAAUUUGUUCUGGAGGUCCAUUCUUAACCUGAAACUGUUCUUAACCUGAGGUACCACUUUAGAUAAUGGGGCCUCCCGCUGCCACAGCGCUGCCACCACACAAUUUCUGUUCUCAACCUGAAGCAAAGUUCUUAACCCAAGGUACUAUUUCUGAGUUAGCGGAGUCUGUAACUUGAAGCGUCUGUAACCUGAGGUACCACUGUAUUCCACCUUUCCUCUAAUGAGUUCAAGGUUCUUCCUCUCCCCAUUUUACCCUCACAACAACCCUGUGAGGCAGCUUAGGCUGAGAGACAGUGACAGGCCCACGGACACCCAGUGAGCAAUAUGUCUGAGGGGAGCUUUUUAACCCUGGUAUCUCACAUCCUAGUCCAACACUCUAAGCCAGUGGUUCUCUAGCUUUUUUCUCUGAACCACACUUUCAAAAUAAAAAUUGGCUUGCGCCAAUUUUUUGAUUGAUAAGAAAUAUAUUGGAAAACAAAAGGAAACAACUCCUAGCAGUUGUAUAGUUGUAGAUUUGUAUAUUAGGGAACAGGUCCAUAAAACUGCAUAUAGCAGAGAAAAUAACAGAUAAUAAUGCAUUAAGGUAAAUUGCUUGUGGGGAAAUGUGUACAUUAGGCAAAAUGACAUACAAACAUGAGUUUAUUAGGAGAAAUUCACACAAUACUGCUGAUGCAUAUUCAUGAUGACUUAAAAAAAUACUACGAACAGUUAUGGAAAUGUGGCAAACUGAACACAAGACUGGAAAACUGAGAAAUUGAGAGGUACCAAAAUAAGCAAAUUUGCCCAUCCCUAUUGUAGCAUAGACUCUGUUCUUAUUGUUCCCAGAGGUCACAUUGUUCCAUGAGGUCACAUGGAAAGUUCUCCAGCAGCAGUAGGAGGGCCGUUCACCUCCUACACAGUUAGGAGGCCUCUACCUUCAGAAUAAAUCAUCCUCUAUCCUGUGUUCCCUAGUUAGAAAUCUGAAAAGAUAUCCACAUGAUAAGGGGUGGUUGUAGUGUCCAGAUGCAAACAUUGAUGAUUCUGCUUCAUUUUGCAUCUAUUUUUUUAGAUAUCAUUAGUUAUUGUGCAGAGAUGGGAAUUUCCAUAUUUGGGAUGCUUGUGGUUUAAUUAGACAACCUUCAUCCUGGUGGUGGGCGUUCAUUAAAAGUUUGUCCUACGCAGUAUGAUCUUGGCCCGUAAUGAAACCCUGAGCUGCCAUCCUUGCCAAAUUAGCAGAGAAUCAAAACAAACAGGCCAUCUCCAUGGCCCUUUUACUGCAUAUAAAAAUGUGCAAAAACAUUUUUAAAUCUCCUGGAACAAUCUGUUUGGAUAAGAUGUUAAUGCAUUUAUUGAAGAUGUUGACAUUUAAGAGAGAAAUUUAUGGUUCAUAAAGAGAGACACAGUGAUUCCCACGUUGGACUGUAAAAAUCAGGGAAGUGACACAUGUUGAUUGCAAGUCAACACUUAAAAGUAACAAAUGAGUCUCUAAAUUAUAUUUAUAAACUUUAUGUACUAGUUGCUACUUAAAUACUAACCUUAUAGGAAUUAUUCAGGAAGCCAGGGCAUGGACAUUUUAGUGUGUGUGUGUGUGUUUAAUGAUCAAAUGGUUUGAAGGAAAUGUAAAAUUGAUAUUUUUUUUCUAUAUUUCUGUAUAUAUCUGAAAGCUGCUUUGCCAUACUAAAGAGUGUCAGAAUAUGAAGAAGUUGCUUGUCACUGAUCCUGGACUCAUGAACUUUGACCUUUCCUCCUGCACCAGGCUCAUUCCUGGUGUAGUGGUUAAGAGCAGUAGUCUCGUAAUCUGGUGAACAGGGUUUGCUUCCCCGCUCCUCCACAUGCAGCUGCUGGGUGACCUUGGGCCAGUCACAUUUCUUUGAAGUCUCUCAGCCCCACUCACCUCACAGAGUGUUUGUUGUGGGGGAGGAAGGGAAAGGAGAAUGUUAGCCGCUUUGAGACUCCUUCGGGUAGUGAGAGCUUCUUCUUGUGAGAGCUCUAGUACUGGAUUAGAUCAUUUCCUGCUGAUGAGUCUGUAUCAUUGCUCUGCCUUAAUAAAGACUACUUCUUUACAAGUAAGAGCAUCCAUUAUUGUUUUGUGGGGUGGGAGUCAGGACGCUCAGCUUAUGUUGGUGCAUCCAUUCAAACACCUCCAUCACAGCAUUUCUCCCUUUUCCCAAGCACACAUGAGCUUUAUAUGAUGGGGUGGCAAGCAAACAGCAUUACCAAAAUCAAUAACAAAUGCAAAUGUUUCCCUAUUUCAAGGUCUUCACUGGAUAGAAAGUUCUCUAAUCGUUGGUUGGGCAGAAAGGACUGUAACCAAUCAAGCUUAGGACUGAAAAAGUGACCCAAGUGCAGGAGAAGGCUAAGCCACAGGUCAUUUAAGGGCAUGACCUUACCUGGGAAUUUGACCUGUUCACAAGUUACUCCAUGGAAGGACACAAUGCCUCUCAAAUGUUCCAGAACUGUAUCACUUGAUAAAAGUAACAGUGGAGAAAGAAGCAGAAGAUGCUGCUUUCAUGUGUGCAUUUCUACAAGGAAUGCUUCUUUUUAAUCAUGAAAACUUGCGUUUAAAUAUCAGUUGAAGUACAUAUUGUAACAUAUUUCCUCUCAAAAUACACAUUUUAUGUGUGUUUUAUUUUUUUGGUUUAUUAUUAUUAUUAGCUGGGAAUUAGGUUGGAACAUUUGGAAAAUGUGCCUACAUUCUGGUCACCACAGGAGUGCAGGAGGUACAGAUCAGGUCACUUCCUAUUAGAAUUUUUUAAAAAGACUUGAUUUUUCAGGCAUCUCUACUUAUAAUGUGCAGGUUACACAAAUCCUGGACUGUUUACAGUAUAUUUGUGUGACUGUACUUUAUUGCACCUUGCCUGCUUUGCAAAACUCUCUCUCUGUGUGUUUGUAUGCUAGUUUAUAGAUUUGUGUAGCGCUUAUCACCGCGGUAGUUAUUGUGAUGGAACGUUUUGAUCAAUGUUGUAAGCAUUUUCCUACUCAUAAAAUCAUUCGAUAUUUACAUUCUGUGAAUUAUACUCUCUCUCUGUGGUUCCUGCAAGAAGCUGAAAAGGAGGUAUAUUACAGUCUCACUCUUAUUAGGGUAUCUUCAUUCGAGAGUCAUAGAAGAAGCCUUCUCAUUCUCAUGCACCUAAUCCAUGCCUGAUAGCAUCAAUAACAAUAUUUUGUCAGUGGUUUUCCAUUUAUGUGAAAGCUGUUAAAUGGAAGAAUGCCCACGUACUCACUUUCAUAUUGUCAUGAUGGCUGGUCUACAUCUGAUGAAUUUCAGUUUUAGCUGCAAAUAAUCCAAUAUAACCCAAGACUCCUGUCCAAUACUAAUUGUACUCAUUCGAGUAGGCCCAUUGAAAUUAAUGGACAAAACUAACUUAGGACAGAUCCACACUUAAAGCACAGCCACUGCACAUUGAAAGCACAUGACUUCCCCAAAGGAUAUUGAGAAAUGUAGUUUCCACCUCACAGGGUUACAAUUCCCAACACCUUCAACAAACUACAGUUCCUAGGAUUCUUUGGAGAAAGCCAUGUGUUUUAAAAUGUGUCUUCAGUGUGCUUCAAAUGCAUGUCAUGGAUCUGGGCUAUGUUAAGAGCGCUAUAGGAAACAUUUCUGAACCAAAAUGGUAUGUGGUGGAUGUAAAUAAAGGUAAGAAUAUAAGAAAAGCAGUGCUGGGUCAGACUAAAUGUGCAUCUUGUCUAGCAUUCUGCUUUCUAGCCAGAUGCUUCUGGGGAGUAUAAAGGGCUGGAGGAAUAGCAAUCAUAAAACUCUGCCCCGGUGAUCAUACAAGUCUUGUGGUUUUUGCAGGGCAGUGGAGGGAACACAGCAGGGAAGGGGUAGAGAUGACAUAGCAAGCAGAUGAAUAAUUAUUUUUGUUUAUUCUAAAAUAUUUAAACACCACCUUCCUGCUAAAAUCAAAAUAGAACCUAGUUAACAAGGUUUAAAAGCAGAGAGAGAGAGAACAAGCAAAUGAAAUCAUAAAAAUAGACCAAAACAAUAGAAAGAACAAGGCGGGGUAGUGCAGGAAAAGAACACAGCAAAGGAACAUUAACUCUCAACCCCAAAAGCCAUCAAAAACAAAGUCUAGAUGUGGAUAUGUGUCCUUAAGUUGUCCCCCCCCCCAAAAAAAAGGGGGAGUAACAGUACAAUCUUGUACAAAAGUAUUCUCCACUGAGUUCAAGAGGGAUUAUGUAAGUAUUUAUAAACUGCAUUGCAUUAUGGUCUAAAAGCGGGGGUAGGGACAAAAUUUCAGCCCAAGGGCCACAUUUUAUUCUAGACAACCUGAGGGCCACACGCCACUGCUAGGUGAAGCCAGAGGUAAAAGUGGGUGGAUGUAGUGUAUGUAUCUUUGUAGUGCCAGGCAGUUUCUCCACACCUUCACACACCCCUCUGUAUUCUCCACCCAGACAUGCAAGGGUCGUUAUCAGAGUUCAAGGACACAUUCCAUUCAGGCAAAAACACACAAGGAGGGUGUGGCACAAGCAAAGUGAUGGCCUGGGAAGAGGUCCAAGGGCCAGGUGGAGAGAACUGGGGUGAGGGGCAUGAGGCUCCCCACCACUGUGCUAAGGAGUUAAACAAAUACACUUGGCCAGGUGCAAAAUGCCAAUACAGUGGUACCUCAGGUUAAGUACUUAAUUCGUUCUGGAGGUCCGUUCUUAACCUGAAGCACCACUUUAGCUAAUGUGCCGCCGCGCCGCCGGAGUACGAUUUCUGUUCUCAUCCUGAAGCAAAGUUCUUAACCCGAGGUACUAUUUCUGGGUUAGCGGAGUCUGUAACCUGAAGCGUAUGUAACCUGAAGCAUAUGUAACCUGAUGUAUCACUGUAUUUCUAUGAAAGGGCUUCCUGUGGUUGUGGGGAGACUGGGGAGGGGGAGAGAAAUCCUAUUGUAAAGCUAGAAUGGAGGGUAUGCAUUGAAUGUAGAUCAGAAAGGAAAUAUGCAUCCAGCGAGUUCAUGCCCUGUCCUUCAGUAGAACUUCCAAAGUCUCCGCAGGUGUACCCAAAAUGUGCUGCUUCCUAAAAUAGACCAUUCAUUCUAUUUCAGUAUCUCCUUUUUUACCUCUCUCUUUCUCAUCUUUAUUCUAGAUGCUAAUGCCUAGCUACUAG